AUUCAGCAGACUGGAGCUCACCUCCACUACAAAGACUUCACAGGAGGGAGCACACAGGGGAGGAUUUGACUCUGGAAUAUCUCCUACAGUUUCUCUUGUGUGUAUGAAUGUCUCUUCUGUAACUUUGGAGAAUGGUGGGACUCUCACCCACUGCUGUUGAGGCCAUGGAGGUGUUGGUGAGUGAGCUGGGCACGCUGCUGAAGAUGCUGGACCAAGAGAACCUCAGCUCCUCCACCCAGGAGAAGAAGACGUCCGUGUGGAACCUCCUGCAGCAGAUACAGCCAUCAGUGUCAGGAACAGAUUACAUCUACAUGAACUCAUCAGUGUACAGAAAUGGCACGAGCUUUGUCGAAUCUCUCUUUGAGACAUUUGACUGUGAGCUUGGAGAUCUAAAGGAUGUUACAGAUGAUCUGAAGGAAGACAAAAACACACAAACUGACACUUUAAAACAGAGCUGUACAGACUCCCCCGCCCCACAUUCGGCUGACUCUCCUCCCCCUCUGCCCACAACGCCUCCUCCUGAGGAGUACUACGAGGAGGCAGUGCCCCUCAGUCCGGGAAAGAUGCCCGAGUACAUAAUCACACGAGUCAGAGCCAGCCCUCCCAACUCUAUAGAAGAUGGAUACGAAGACGCUGAAAACCACUACCCAACUACCUGCAUUAACUCGCACCGCAAAAACUCCUACAAUGACUCAGACGCCCUGAGCAGCUCUUAUGAGUCCUAUGAGGAAGAUGAGGAAGAGAGGAGUCCUGGCGUCAGACUCACUCAUCAGUGGCCCUCCGAUGAGAGCUCCAUGCCUCCUGCCCGAGACUGUCGCAUCUGUGCCUUCCUGCUGCGUAAGAAACGCUUUGGCCAGUGGGCCAAACAGCUCACUGUCAUAAGGGAGAACAGGCUGCAGUGCUAUAAGAGCUCAAAGGACACAUGCCCCUAUGUGGACCUACUGCUGCCCCAAUGCACUGUAGUCUACGCUCCCAAAGACAGCAAGAGAAAGCACCACGAGCUUCGUUUCACUUUACCCAACGGAGAUGCACUGGUGUUGGCCGUACAAAGCAAAGAGCAGGCUCACAGAUGGCUUAAGGUUGUUAGAGAGGUCAGCGGUCAGAGCGCAGGGCCUGAGGAAUCUGCAUCUCCUGUCGUUCCAAGAAAAAAUGAACUUGACAAGAGGUUAUCUGCAGAAAGGAACACAUCAGAUUCAGACAGUGUGGGUGUGUCAGCCGGAGAGAACUGCAGGGAGAACGGUAAAGUAAAGCGGGGUGCUUUAGCUGCAGGCCGUAAGAUCACACGCAUCAUCAGCUUCUCCAAGAAGAAGCCCCCUAGGCCGGGAGAUCCACGGACCUCCUACAGUGACCCCCGACAAGGCUACCUGUCCGUGCUGGUGAACCAGGUGUGGCGGGAACAGUGGUGUUGUGUGUGCAGAGGCUCCCUGCACUUCUACCACGACAAAGGAGACCCUCGGGCCUCCCUGCCUUCCCUUCCUCUCCAUGGCUGCGAGGUGGUUCCAGGGCUUGGACCCAAACACCCCUUUGCCUUUCGCAUCCUGCGGAACAGCACAGAGGUGGCUGCUCUGGAGGCGAGCAGCUCCGACGAGCUUGGACGGUGGCUCGGUGUCAUCCUGGCAGAGACGGGCUCUGCGACAGACCCGGAGUCGCUGCAUUACGACUACGUAGACGUGGAAACCAUCGCUAACAUUCGCGAUGCAGCGAGACAUUCCUUCCUGUGGGCUACAUCCUCCAGCAGCACCUCCACGGAUUCCAGAACAUACGAUGAGGUCCCUAAUGAGGACAUACAGUCAGGGGAGAACCGCAGGCAGCAGUCUGGGAAUCAAGGCAAACGACGCUCAAGUUUCUCAAGUAGCGACUCUGACAGAACCAAACCAUUAGUCUCCCUCAAGCGAACAGGCUCAAAUGCCAACCAGUACGGAAGGUAUGGGAAAACGCGAGCAGAGGAGGAUGCCAAGCGUUACCACAAUGAAAAAGAGGAGCUGGAGAAAGAGAGAGAUGGGAUACGAAAUGCACUAGUGACCCUUCGACAGGAGAAGAGGGAGCUGAAAGAAGAGCUGAAGACAGCCUCUGAAAGGAGGAAGCCCUUCCUGAACAAGCGAGUGUCCCAGCUGGAGGAAGCCUGUCGAGCCAAAGAGGCAGAACGGGUCGACAUGGAGCUCCGACUGACUCAGGUCAAAGAAAACCUGAAGAAGAGCCUUGCAGGAGGAGCGCUGGGUGCACCAGUGGAGGAUAAACCCCCUGCGAAGGCAGCCAGUAAAAAGAUCCAGAACAUCUACAGCGAUUCUUUACCAGUAAACUGCGCCUUGGAGAUGCGACGGCGACCUCCAUCUGUUUAUGCCUCUUCUACUGGAACCGUCAUGCAGAAAGCAAAGGAAUGGGAGUCAAAGAAGGCAAACUAAGAGGAGCUGCAUGGAAUGGACUGCAGACUAAAUGGAUAUUGAGAAAUGACUUUUCCCACCUUCUCUCCCACUAAGAAUAAUCUUCCGUCUGCAUCCCCGAAUCCCAGACCUGUUUUGUUUUGGAUGAUAGAAGAAAUAUAGAAACUGUAAUGGGAGAAAUCAGCCACUAGGUGGAGGUACAUUAUAGUGAAUAUUUACUCUUCCGACGGCCUUAAAGGAAUAUUCAGAUUACAGGGACUGUUCGCUCUCGGUGUCCAAAUAUUUUCACCAUCUUGAGAAAAAAAAGUUUAAAAUAUAGGGGGAAGGGGAAGCACGAAAGCAAAGUUUAUGAAAGAAAGACACAGAAAGUGCAUCAAAUGUAUUGUUGAGAAGCACAAAUUGUGUUGGCACCAGAAAUGUUUAUAUGUGGGGAAAGACAAUCUAAGUAAUGUGAUGUGUUGGAAGAUUAGAGGACGAGAGGCAGUUUUUUAUGCCAUAAUAGGCCUUUUUAAUGCCAAAGGUUUUUUUUUUUGUUGUUCUGCCUGUACAUAGUGAGCCAUGACUACUGUUUUGUAUGUUUUAUACUUUUAUACUGUACUGUGUUUCAUUCCUCAUCAUCAUCGUUACACGAGACAUGCAGCACUGUGCAAAGGUUCCAGGCACUAAAGUAAGGUUAGUGAUGCCGUUAGUAGGUUUAAUUUAUCUGUUAACUUCAUGCAAAGCAAAAAUAUCAGUGAAUUCAGAGUUUGAUGAUUUAGUUGUUUCCGCCUUUUUACAUAAUCUCAGAUUGACAUAUUGAUGUUAAAAUCAUCCCAUUUUUUGCAGGAAUCCUUCUUCUAGCUUCAUUUGGGGCCGAUCACAUGCCUCCCUGAUUGUAUAACGGGAUGAAAAUCUAGAUAUUUCAAGUGCCUAAAACUUCAGCACAUUACUGUAUCUGAUGUAUAUAUUUGGCUAUGUGUCUUGGAGGAUGAUAUUUUAUCUUCUUGUCACUGCAAAAUUCAGCUUCUCGUGUUGGGCUGAAGCUGUUCUAUUAAACAAAACCAUCUGCAAACAGAAUCCUUCAAUCCCUUGACCCUCUUUGACACACAAUCGAGCACAGUUUAAUACUCCUUGAGUUACUAACAAAAUGGUCCUCCAUAUUUCAUUUUAACACCUUCUCUGUUGAACUUGUGGUCGAUUUUUGCACUUUACUGUUUUCCUACCUGGAUAAGGGAAUAAUAAAUUUGCAUCUUUUUUCCAGAAAAUCAA
Acanthochromis polyacanthus (spiny chromis) is the source of this 3629-nucleotide messenger RNA. RefSeq names its product actin filament associated protein 1-like 1a (gene afap1l1a). The record is from RefSeq and is a predicted model, not a curated record. NCBI's taxonomy places the organism in Eukaryota, Metazoa, Chordata, Actinopteri, Pomacentridae. Gene Ontology annotation, molecular function: SH3 domain binding. The transcript is spliced from 19 exons. Gene Ontology annotation, cellular component: cytosol. Bases 132 to 2402 code for a protein of 756 amino acids.